CAAAUCAGAACAAUAAACAAGGGUCUUGUACAAAAUGUACACAAGAAAAAGUUUCAUUCUAAUUGUUUUGUCUAUAGUUUUACAAAUAGUGAAUACAUUUUGGUUAAACGAUUGUUCGUAUGACGAAAAGUUACAGCAUGUUACCUACAUGUGUGGAGUGGAAAAUGGGGAGCAUUUCAGCCGACGAACCAGAGAAUUUUUAUAUUGCAAUAACUAUCUAUCGGGCAUCGAUCGUAGUCUGGUUCGAAUAUUGUCAUUCCCGGGAUGUAAGACUGAAAUAUUCAGUGAGGAGUUUGGGAUGAACGCAUUCAAAGAUCUUAUUGUGCUCAAUAUGUCAAGUGCUGGACUCAAGUCAUUGCCAGAGAAUAUAUUCAAUGGAAACGAACACUUGGAGAAAUUAUUUCUGUCAAAUAAUAUCUUGGGCACAUUGCCAACGAAUUUAUUCAGCCACUAGAAUUACGUGAACUGAAUUUGUCGAAUAACGCAUUAUCCAAUGUGAAUGAGUCUUUGUUUGCGAACGUUGAAGAAUUGCGGAGCAUCGAUCUAUCGGGCAAUUGGAUUGGCGAUUUCAAUGCAUCAGUCUUUUCAAAUCUCAAUGAGCUGGAAUUUUUUGACAUUGGCGGCAAUUUAAUCUACAGCAUCGACACAGAUUUGCUGAUAAACAAUAAAAAAUUGAAAAAUUUAAAGCUGAAUAAUAAUCUUAUAUCCACUUUAGACUGCAAAUUGUUGAAAAAUUGGUCCGAAAAUUUAAUAAACAUCUCGAUCAAUACGAUGGAGUAUUUGGAUGCGAGUUGCGUUAACGACACCAAUUUAAUCAUCACAAUUUCGCCGAUCGAUUCUAUUUCGUUACACAAAUCUGAAAAUAAUAUCGUAUGGACGUUUAGCAGAGAAAGUUUCGAGAGACUUCGGCUUUUAAAUGUGUCCGGCAGUGAAAUAGAAAAUAUUUCCAUUCUAAUUGAAGAAGCGAGUAUACACUUGGAAACACUUGACUUAUCGUAUCAGUUUGUGGGUGAACUAAAGGCGAGCACAUUUCAACGUUUCAUCAAUUUGAAGCAUUUAUACUUGAGACAAACGAAUUUAACGCAUUUUGAAUUCGCAACUUUUUAUCACCAAAGAAAAUUGGAAAUACUCGAUAUUUCGUACAACAAUUUGAAACGAGUCGAUUUUAAACUUUUCGUGAGAAAUUUCAAGAGAUUAGCUUCUUUAGAUUUAGAAGGGAACAAUUUAAAGGAAAUUGAUAGCAUAACAAGUACUCAUUUUCCAGAGCUAUCCGUGCUGGUUAUUUCAAAAAAUGAUUUCUCUUGCGAAUAUUUAGCGAAAUUUUUACUUCAAUGGAACGAUUUAGUAUUGAUUGAUAAUCCAUCAGGCCAAACGCAUAUGGGCGGAGUUGAUUGCGUUCACACCACUGAGUUUAAUGUAAACAACGGAACAAAGACUGAAACACAGGUUGAAGAUAAGGACAGUGGCUUGUUGAAAAGUCAUUUGGAAGAUAUGUCUACAAUCAAAACACUCUUGAUCGUUGGGGUCAUUAUUCUUGUCAUAAUUUGUCUACAUUUUGUGGUGGGCAGAUUCAAGCCCGUCAACCAAGUGAUUAGACAUAGGCUCAACAGUUCAUCUGUGCAACAUCGAGUGGUUUACAAUCAACCAACCGAUACGAAUGAAGUGCAACAAGUCAGUUUACUGGAUUAUAACUUACCACAAAUGAUAACAAUAAAAAAACAACCCGAAUGUACGCUGAAAAAGAAAAUUGUGGAUUUUGGAUAA
Molecule: messenger RNA, 1764 nt
Organism: Sitodiplosis mosellana (orange wheat blossom midge)
Lineage: Eukaryota; Metazoa; Arthropoda; Insecta; Diptera; Cecidomyiidae
Exons: 1
Coding region: 772-1764 (330 amino acids)
Cellular component (GO): plasma membrane
Molecular function (GO): protein binding
Source: RefSeq, a predicted model, not a curated record